Messenger RNA from Portunus trituberculatus (swimming crab), 7990 nucleotides. Its product is annotated as oxysterol-binding protein-related protein 11-like. The record is from RefSeq and is a predicted model, not a curated record. Gene Ontology annotation, molecular function: sterol binding. NCBI's taxonomy places the organism in Eukaryota, Metazoa, Arthropoda, Malacostraca, Decapoda, Portunidae. The coding region runs from base 656 to 2941 and encodes 761 amino acids. Gene Ontology annotation, cellular component: intracellular membrane-bounded organelle; membrane; cytosol. The transcript is spliced from 14 exons.
AACCAGCAGGUGACGGAGGAAGACAACUGAGGGUGGUGGGCCGCCGCUGCCCAAGGGAACAUUUCACGCUCUUAUUACCCUGCCUAAGCUAUGAAACUGAAGGUUGGCUAUUGAACUGGUGCUUUGUGUGUUUGUGAAUGGAUAGUGCGUGACGUAUCUGCCUCUGUACCUUCCUUCCGGGGAAAAAGAAAGGGUUAUUUAUCGAAGGGUGACUUGUGUUGUUGCAAAAUCCUGCUAAGGUGGUGGUGGUGCUUGCCGAGCGUAGGGGACGGCAGGCAACUUGGUUGUGAAUUGUGAUUCCUAUACCAAGUCUUACCUCAAGUUUGAAGUAAUUUCAGACAAACCAGGUCUUCUGAGUCACUUCCAAAGGUGUCUCGUGGCUCGCAGUCUGCCCACUACACCCUUCUGACUGUCGAAAUUUUGGGGUUGCAACAGAACUCAUUUCUGUAACAUAUCUUGUGUUGGGGCCCAUUCAACACUUUAAAGAAAUGCAGGGUUGGAAUGGUAACUUUAGCUCUGUGUAUUGCUGGAUAUACCCCCGCAGUUAUGCUAGCACAUAAGAAGCAAGGUGUAGAAGAAGCAUAUGUGAAGUUGUUAGAAGAUAUCUGUAGUGAGAGUACUACAGCUGUAAAGCAACUCAAGAAAGGACGUGGAGAUGGAUGAACACCUGCGGCAGCCAUACGAGGGUCAGCUGAUCAAGUUCACCAAUGUGGUGAAAGGCUGGCAGGGACGCUGGUUCAUCCUCAAUCCUGAGAUUGGAACUCUCGAAUAUUAUCUAAGUGAGAGUGACAAGCAUGAGAGGGCACGCGGCUGCAUUCAGUUGGCGGGUGCUGUUAUUUCUCCCAGUGAUGAGGAUCCCUACACUUUCACUGUGUCACCAGCUGCCGGGGAGUCUUACAAGCUUCGGGCGGUGGACACCAGGGACCGCCAGAUGUGGCUGAACAGACUCAGAGUUGUUGCUGAGAUGCACACCCGUGCUAUUGCUCAUAAUCAUCCUCCUUUGGCACCCCGGGAGCAUCGGACUGCUGGAGGAGGGGUGGGUGGGGGUGGGCAGCAGGUAGGAGCUCCGGCCCCUAUGGGUUUGGCAGUGCUGGAUGCCUUUACACAGGUAGCUGAGGUUUUAGAGGAAGCAAGGAGGCAGCAUAGUGCACUUGCAACAGCUAUUGAGGAUAUGCCUUCCUAUGGUACUGGCAUGAAGUGUACAGAUCCAAACCUGCUCCUCCUGAAGGCUACAAGUCAGGCUACACUCCUAUGCCUUGACCAGUGCCUUGGAGUGUUGAGGACACAGCACAUGUCUGCUCCCCAUCACCAUCCCUCCCCACCAGUCACCAGCGUAAGGGUGGGGGGCCUGGGAGCACGUUCCUCUCCCCGCUGUUCCCCCCUCCUGGGACGCUCCCCUCGCUUCCACCGCCGCACUGCUUCGGAAGCCUCCUCGGCAUCCAUCCAGCGGCGGCGGUCCUCUCCCACUGCCACCCGUCUUGGCUCUCCGUCCCUGCGUUCGUCCUCACCAUCACUGAGGGCAAGAACUGCUCCACACUCCCCAACGCCUGGCUCCUCCCAGGGAUUCAGUGGCCACCCCUUGACUGGCAUUACGGGACAACCAGUGGCAUCAUUCACUGCAAGCUCCAGUGUGUGUCAGCCACCAGGAGAAGGCCAGGGCAGUAACAACUCCUGUUCCUCAUCACUUGCUUCUGUUACCUCCACGCCUACACCACCACCAACACUACUCUCACGAACAGGGACAAGUGAAAAUGAGUCUGAGGUGAGUGAUGAGGAAGGUCCAGGUGGUGAAGGAGACUUGGGUGAAGUUGGGGAUGGGCAGCGAUCUGUCAUUAUGCAUAUCAUCUCUCAACUCCGCCUGGGCAUGGACCUCACACGAGUCACUCUUCCAACAUUCAUUCUGGAACGCCGAUCCCUCCUUGAGAUGUUUGCUGACUUUCUUGGACAUCCAGACUACUUUGUUAGAAUCGGGGAUGCCAGCACCCCUGAGGAACGUAUGCAGGAGGUGGUAAAGUGGUAUCUUACCAGCAUCCAUGUUGGCCGGAAUGGGUCAGUGGCCAAGAAGCCGUACAACCCUAUUAUUGGUGAGGUCUUCCACUGCAGCUGGAAGGUUCCUCGUGACAACUGCCCUGCCUUGGAUGGAGAUGAUGUCAUUGAUGGUCGGACAGAUAGCAGGAAGUACAUCACAAUCAAAUUUUCAGCUGAGCAGGUCUCACAUCAUCCACCAGUGUCAGCUUUCUUCUUUGAGUGCCCUGAGAAGCAGUUAAGCAUCAAUGCCCACAUAUGGACCAAAUCUAAGUUCAUGGGCAUGUCUGUGGGUGUUAACUUAGUAGGGGACAUUACAUUGGUGCUGGGGAAGGUGCAGGAAAGCUACAGCCUGGCUAUGCCUUCUGCCUACGCUCGCAGCAUCCUCACAGAGCCCUGGGUGGAACUGGGGGGAAGAGUGAACAUUUCCUCACCGGAGUCUGGCUGUCAAGCUGUUAUAGUCUUCCAUACAAAGCCAUUCUAUGGAGGAAAGUUGCACCGAGUGACAGCAGAGGUGAAGAACAGCAGCAAUGCAACAUUGAUGAGGGUGCAGGGAGAGUGGGAUUCAGCCCUUGAGUUUACACACACUAAUGGAGGGCAAGAGGUAUUGGAUGUCAACAACAUUCCAGUGGUAUGUGCUAAGCGUGUGAGACCACUGAGUCAACAGGCACCCAAUGAAUCACGCCGUCUGUGGCUGGAUGUGAGUGUGGCUUUGGCACGUGGUGAUGUGGAGACUGCCACCAGCCACAAACGAGCCCUGGAGGAGCAACAGCGCAAGGAUGAGCGAGAGCGUGCAGCAUGCAACAUGACCUUCCCCACACGGCUCUUCAGCUCCCCUGCCCCUGACCAUUGGGUGUACAACCAUCUUCCUCCCUAUGCAUUUGUUUCCUGUCCCACCACACCACAAAGCCAGUAAGAAGUAUUUCAUGGUUAUUUGAACUAUGGUAAUUAUAAUACUCAAAAAAAGAAAAAAUAUCAGAUUAAUGUAUUAGUGUUGUUGAUGUACUGCAGUAUACCAAAGAAUGUUAUUUUUGUUCAGUUUUCUGAUUAAUAUAAAUAUCUUUUAGUGUAUGUUUUUUUUUAAUUCAGUUUCAUAAGAUCACAAGAUCUUUGGUAAAAGAUGUUUGAUAAUUGCAUGUUUUUUGUGAAUUUUCAUGAUCAAAAUCAGUGGGAUCUUGAAAUAUUUAACAUUUUAGGAUUGUAUAAAAGUAGUUGUCUAAUGAUUUGUUUUCUAGCACAUACACAACAGUCAUCAUUAGCAUCACCAUCUUCAGUGUAUUAUCUUCAUUUCAUCUUUUUUUUUUCUAAUAUUGAUGUGAGAAAAUACAUGCAGCAAUUCUCAGACACCUGCAAUGAAAAACAAACAUGAAAAAUAUAUAAACAACAAGAAGCUGAAAAUACCCAACACAACAAUUUUUAACACAUCACUAAUCAUAAGCAGCAACAACCCUGACUUCAUUUAAUACCAGUGUAAGAAUUCAGAUUUUAAGUUAGGCCAUUGAGUGCAUUAUUCACACAGCAUUCAAACACUCUAUGUAUAAUCACUUUGGUGCUGGGACCAGCACCAGCACAUGUCAAGGCUCAGCCGGGCUGUUUUGGUCGUGAGCUAAGACCUCCUGUGAUCUGUUACUGUUACCAUGAAGCACACAGUGAUAAACUUAGGAAAUAUUUUAGUGUAUUUUUAUUUUGUCAUUAUUGUUAUUUUUAAUAUAAAUGAAGUUAUCAGUAAUGUGGUGUACUACUGCCAUUAUUUCACUUGAUAUGAUAUAUUCAAAAUAUAGCAAUAGAAAAGGGCAGCUGUUAUAUUUUUAUGUAAGCUAAAUAUAUAUUGUAGCUUCAUUCAUUUUGAUUGGUUAAGAGAAUAUUCAGACGGUUGAUAAUCCCAAUCAGAUUUUUUUUUUAUUGCUGAAUGUUACAUAAUGAAUAGACAGUGUGAUGCUGUUAUGCACUAAGUAACCCCAUAAUCAAAGUGGCCUAAAUUAAAAUGUUUCUAAGCUUAUGUGUUGAGUUUUGAAUUAAUGUCAAAUAAAAAUGCCUUCAUCUUUUUCUAUGCUCUUUGAAUUUUAGGAACAUGUAUUAGUAUGCAUUUGAAUUUUUUUUUACACUAGACCCUGCAUAUAUGCUAUAUAUUUUGAUACUGCAAUAUGAUAAUCCACAAUACUUUCAUGGUUUUAGAACCAUAUAUAUACAAAAUGUCUCAGUUUUCACCCAGUGAUCUGAUUGACUCUAGGUAGACCAUUUAUACGUAGUUGUAGUAAUUUAACUGUUGAAUUUGUGAACUGCUACUUUACAGCUUAACUUUUUUCCACUAUUACAGGUCCUUUCUGUGAAUCUUUCCUCCCUCUUUAAUAUAAUGCAGUGUAGUUCAUGAACCCAUUUCACUGUUUAUUGAAGCACAUUAGGAUAUGAACUCAUAACUCAGGCUAAGUAGGAUGGUUAUUGCUUGUGUCAUGUGCAGCACUGGCUUGACAGACAGUGGCUGGAUUUUACAAAAAUGUCAGUUUUCCUUUAUAUAUGUAUAGUGGUCUCUGGUCUACUUCUUUCUGCUUUAUGAUUUUACUGAUUCCUUUGACUAAUUCCUUGAUCUCGAAUAGAGAAUGCCAAUUUUUAAAGCAUCGUCAUCUACCGUGAUUUUAGCUUGAUUAUUAAGAGUGCAUCAUGUGUACUAAAAUUUUGAUAGUUUCAGCUAAACUGACUGAGGAUGCACUGCUUUUUAUUUUAAAUGAGCACAUGAAUGGAAAGGAAAAUAUUCUAGAUACAUUUUGAUAUCUUUAUAACAUAUAAGUAAUAGUAAAAACAAAUAUGGUAUAUUUUCUGAAUUUAUACUGAAUUUGCAAAGUUUUCUUGUGAAUUAGUAUGUAUUGUUGUUUAUGCAAUAUGAGCCAGUGGCUAAUCAGAGGUGAUAUCACAGGUAUUUUAUUCUUCUUUGAUCUCAAGAUCUUCAAUGUCUUAUAUAAGAAUGAGCUUCACUUUAAGAAUCACAAUCAUAACUGAAUUUUCUCUGCAUUAUGAAACAGGGUUGUGCAUUAAAAUUGAAAGAAAUAAAGAUAAGAUUUAUCAUAAAGCAAAUAGCUGUUACAGCUGUUCAUUAUGACAUAUUGCAUGAAGAUUUUUUUCCCUUCACUGAUUCCUUGAAGAGAAUCUGAUUUCAGAGGUAUCUGUAAAUUUUUCCCUGAUGAUGGUACAGUGAAAGCAUGUGCAGUGUAGAAGAAGCUUGAAGUGCCACUGAGAUGAUUAUCUUCUAACAUUAAGAGUUGAGUUGUUAUUUUUGGAUAUUGAAGAAACACAUCAAGUUGCUAAUAAUUACCAUUUUGAAGCAAUACAAAAUCUUUUUAAUGCUUGACAGUGCGGAGGUGCUCAUACUUCCUUGUCAGAGCACAUCACAAUGGACAGUGUGUGUACUUUCAUUCAUUUGUUAUGAUUGCUUGUUACAGAAAAAAUAUUAAUUCAUUGAACAAUCAUGCUUUUUUUUUUUUUUUUUUUUUUUUUUUUUAGUAUAACUGCCAUGUAUGUCUUCAAGUCAAGGUAACAUAGGUGUUUUCAAAUGAUGUUUUGUUUUCAUGCUUAUUCUAUAAUUUAUGUUGUUUUCCUUGCAUUCUGUUAAACUUUUUUUUUUCUUUCUCUUUUCAUAAGAUUCACUUGUUUUUGUGCAUCACCAAUGAAAUAAUUGAGAUGUUAGAUUCAAAGCCACAAAGACAUAAUUUGGUAAACAGACAGUACAACAUAUAAAAAAAAAUUCAAUAAACAUUAUUAUGAGAUGUGAACCAUUCAGUUUCUCCUCCACCCUUGAGAUCCGUUUCAUAAUACUCCAAUACUUAAAAAAAAAGAAAAAAAAGAAAGCAGCACUUAAGUGAGGGUGGCAAAAUUUACUUUGAAAAGCCCUUUUUUCAGUUUUCUGAUGUUAAUGAAAAUAUUUGGUCAUUAACUUUUAUGCCCUAAAAGAUGUUAGACACUAUAACGAGGAAAAGAAGUAACCUUGAAAUCACAAAAUGAGAAGCUGCACUAAGGGAGAGAAACAAAAAUAAACUUAUACCAUAAAGAUAUUUGUAAAGAGAUACAUUUGAAUGUUGCCUCUGAUUAACCAUGGUACAAACAGAAAGUACCUAACAGCAGAACUAGUAUUGUGUAAGGAUUAAGAAAGAAACCUAAAUGCAAUGCUAAAGAAAAUUAGAAAUUCAAGAUUACUCAAGUCUAUGUACAUGUAUAUCUGCUUUUUGUUUUGUAAAUAUGAUUAAUUUUAAUAAGUGUAAUACUUAUAUUCUUUUUUCUUAAAUCACUAAAUCCUCCUUUAAGAAGUCUCCUUGUUUUUUUCUUUCAAAAACAAAUUUAUUCUAUUGCUCAUUAAAGCAUGUAGUGCAAGACCACUAUUUACAUGAAAUUCCAACUUUUCUUAAAAGAUUGCGCUUAGCGUACAUAAUCAAUAAACUGUAAUUUUUUUUUCUAUUUAAGCAUUAGAACAUGGGGCGCUCAGUGGAACAGUGACACUUGUACCAAAUCUUUACUAAUGUAAUAAACACUGGUUUACAUACUUCAUUCUCUCUCUCUCUCUCUCUCUCUCUCUCUCUCUCUCUCUCUCUCUCUCUCUCUCUCUCUCUCUCUCUCUCUGCAUCUUUGUUACAUGCUUUUUUUAGAUUUGAUUCUGCCACUUCUUUUUAUUCAUCACAUUUGCUACUAUGCAACAUGUUUUGAGAUAAAGACUAGCUCUGGACAAUUGCUAUUGGAAAUCCCUAAGCUCACAUCAAAUGAUAACUCUCCUACAUAUUUUUUACUAUGUAUAAUCUUCUUUCACAGUCUUUCAUUAUGUACUUAUUGCCCUUUGACCUUAAUGAUAUUUAGGAUGUCUGCCCAUCCCGAAAAUCUGCCAUCUGUUUGAGUUACUCUGUUCAUGACAUUAUACUUUAGUUGGGUCAGUCUGUGACAGCCAAGUAUGUGUUUGCAAUUUUUUUUUUUUCUUAUUUUAAUUUGUAUGUUUAUGCUGUGUCAUUCCACUAUCCUAUUCCAGUUAGACUAUUUAAGAACCACAGACUACAGUACUUGCUAUCCACCAUUCCAUAUAGAAAAUAUCAUCAACAUUGUCACAACCAAAGUACAGUCUACCUCUUUAUCUACUCAGUUUUUUUUCUAAAUGUACAUGGACAUGAAACAAAUUGAAAUGAAGACAACUUUUAUCUCUGUAGUCACUUUCCUGCUGGGUGCCCCUUAUAUUUGUAGAUGAUUAUAGUGUUUUUUGUAGUCAUCCCUGGACCCUCCACUGAAGAAGCCCAUCCAUCCAUGCAUCCAUCCACUGCUUCCUACUUGCGUGUACAUUUCAGCAUUAUGCUGUUUCAUAAGCACCUCAUAGAUCAGGAACUAGUUAGAUGAGCUAUCUGCCACUAACAGUGUGAUGCUUGAAAAACUGACAUGAUCAAAAUGAAAAUUAAUUAGUGAUCACCAGCAAUUUAAGCUCCAAAGGGAUAAUUUGAAAAUGCUAGAUAUUAUAGUAGUUAUGUCCUGAAAUAUAAUGUGAUGUCUUCAGAAACUGGGUAGCAAGACACAAGGUACUGCAGCUUUUCAUUGCACUCAAAACCUCAUACAUUUUUUUUCUUAGUAAUUUGAUACUCUAUGCACAUUAUAACUGUCUUUAAAACAAGUGCAUAAAAGACACAUGACAUUUACAGCACAGGACAAGUAGGUAUAUACAGUGAAAUAAUGUAAUCUAGACUACUACUUAUUAAAAUCAUUGAGACACUUAUGUUCCCCCAAAGUAUAUUGUCUGCUCACUGAGCUGUGAGUAGGGAGUCAUAUGGCAGCAUUUAUGCAUUUACUACAUAAUGGUGCAUGAAUUUGUAUACGCAUAGCUUGAGUAAACAUUAUUGUGAAUGAUAAAUAAGUUUGUAAUUGACCAACUACAGAGAAAUACUAUGUUAUUUUCCAUUUUUCCUGCAAGCGGCUGUUAAAUUAGAUGAUUAAAAAAGACAAUUAAUAA